AUGGACCCCAUUGACAGGCAGAUUGAUUUCAUACCAUCCAAAGCUCCAUAUGACCCCCGCUGGAUGCUGGCUGGAAGACCACACCCUUGUAAGUCGUGUGAUGGUGCCAUGUCUGUUGCUGGCCAUGUUAUACAUAAUUGAUGAUGCCACUUACAAACCCCUCUCACUCUGUGUCUCUGCAGCUGUGAAGGGGACAUGGCAGAGAGGGUUCUUUGACCAUGGAAGCUUCAUGGAGAUCAUGCAGCGUUGGGCACAGACUGUUGUGGCAGGAAGGGCACGGUAA
Molecule: messenger RNA, 283 nt
Organism: Pelobates cultripes (western spadefoot toad)
Lineage: Eukaryota; Metazoa; Chordata; Amphibia; Anura; Pelobatidae
Source: the annotation of a GenBank genome assembly